AUGUUGCUGCGACUUCGGGGCCCAGAUGGCAUGGCCCGUCUGACCGUCGAGGCUACAGAUACCUUUGGAGAUUUAGGGAAGCAGCUACUCGAUCAACUUCCCAAGACCGUCGAUCCUAAGACUAUAGCCCUGUCCAACGCACCAAACGGAGGCGAUUCGAAGCGACUAGGAGACAUCAUCAACUUCAAAGUUGGUCAGAUUGGUCUUAAGCACGGCGACCUCAUCUUUCUCACCUACCAGCACAUCGACCAAACAAGCGACGAUGCUCCCGAAGUUUCGAACACCUCCGCCAGGCUCAACGGAAAGCCUGUCCUACCGACCGAAGUCUUGCCCAUAAACCCCAAACCCGAGAGGAUCGCCAAACCAUGGGAGGUGGUGCGUCAGUCUGCCCUGGACGACCGAUUAGACAGACUCGACGGCAAGAUUCCUCGGGGCAUCAAUCGCAUGUGUCGUCACGGUCCCAAGGGCAUGUGCGACUACUGCCAGCCGCUCGAUCCCUUCAACGCUGAACAUCUUGCGGAAAAGAAGAUCAAAUACUUAUCCUUCCACUCAUAUCUACGAAAGAUCAACGCCGCAACGAACAGACCCGAGCUUGGGGCUUCAUACAUCCCUCCUCUGGUCGAGCCCUUUCAUAGAGUCAGGCAUGACUGCCCUUCCGGUCAUCCCCCAUGGCCUGAGGGUAUCUGCACCAAGUGCCAGCCCAGCGCCAUUUCUCUGCAGCCGCAACAAUUCCGAAUGGUUGAUCACGUCGAGUUCUCUUCACCUUCCAUCAUCGACAGUUUCAUCGACACCUGGCGAAAGACAGGAUCUCAGCGUCUAGGAUAUCUUUAUGGCAAAUAUGUUGAGUACACUGAGGUCCCUCUUGGUGUCAAGGCUGUUGUAGAAGCCAUAUAUGAGCCUCCUCAGGUGGACGAGCUUGACGGCAUCACAAUGAAUGCAUGGGAGUCGCAGAAGGAGAUCGACAAGUUGGCCAAGCAGUGUGGUCUAGAGCCCGUUGGUAUAAUCUGGACUGAUCUGCUCGAUUCUGGCAACGGAGAUGGCUCAGUGGUUUGCAAGCGUCAUGCCGACUCCUACUUCCUGUCUUCUCUCGAGAUUUGCUUCUCUUCGAGACUACAGGCUCAAUAUCCCAAACCCUCCAAGUGGAGCGAUACAGGCAUAUUUGGCUCAAAUUUUGUAACAUGUAUUAUCACUGGUAACGAGGAUGGCGAAAUCUCUAUCUCGUCUUAUCAGAUGUCUAACGAGUCUGUGGAGAUGGUUCGCGCGGAUAUCGUUGAACCUUCAGCUGAUCCUAACGUCAUGCUUGUACGGAACGAGGAGGAAGAUGACGGUUCCGUCAGUCGUACACGAUACAUCCCCGAAGUCUUCUACCGUAGAGUCAACGAAUACGGCGCCAACGUCCAAGAGAACGCCAAACCGUCAUUCCCCGUCGAGUAUUUGUUUGUUACACUAACCCACGGCUUCCCUGCCGACCCUAAGCCUAUGUUUACUCAACAAGGUUUUCCUAUCGAAAACAGAGAAUACGUCGGAGAGAGCCAAGAGCAUUCCGCUCUUGCCAAAUUUCUUAAACUAUCGCCUGGCCAGAAACCCACUGGACAAGAAGUGUCUAACUUCCAUCUUCUCUGCUUCAUUCAGCAGAUGGGCGUCCUUUCCAAGGACGAAGAAGCCCAGCUCUGCCGGGUAGCGAGCCAGCAUGAUCUUGCUGAUACAUUCCAGCUCCGUUCUACCGAGGGCUGGCAGACCCUUCAAGCUAUUCUUGAAUCGACUGGUGAGAGACUCCCCAAGCGUCAACGGGAGGACGGUGGUGUUCCCUCGCCCUCCUCCUCUUCAUCCUCUUUUUCACAAAACACUAUUCGCGACUCGGGUGAACCCCUUGCUAAGCGAUUUGCUGCCUUCAGGCUAAACGAACGUGGGACCAAGUCCGCCCAUCCACCGCCGCCCUAG
This is a messenger RNA of Fusarium sp. VM40, 1941 nucleotides long. Lineage: Eukaryota; Fungi; Ascomycota; Sordariomycetes; Hypocreales; Nectriaceae. The record is from the annotation of a GenBank genome assembly.